AUGAAUAAAGUAGAGAGAAGUAGGGAAGUGCCAGCAGAAAAGCGAGCGAAUUUAGGGGAAAAGUUGAGGCGGGUGGGGAAAAGGGGCGGACAGCAAACCCCAGUGGCCUCUUUUUGGAGACCGCUAGAGUUGGAGCUUUUGGCGUCGGCUGACAAAUUUCAACAAGAUUGUGGCACCAAAAGAGAUUAUUACACUAAGGACUCCCCUUUUCAGGCUCCCCCUGUUUCUGCAAGAAAACUUGCCGCCGCACUCUGGGAGCUCCAUCAUUACAAGAGGUUUCUUGCUAAAAUGCACCACGGCGGGGGUGGGCGGGUCCGCCGCCUCAACUACCACCAGCAGCCGGAUUGUCAGGACAAGGGCGGCGUUGAUCGGCCGCUCGAUCCUUCGCCUAGUUCGCCGGACCUGCCUGGAAGUUCUAGCAGUUUGAGGCGGCACGUGGUUGCAACACUAAUGCAGCAUCAUAGGACAGGCGAGAGUGGAAUUCAUGCUAUACAACCUGUGUCACCUGCUAGUUAUGGUAGUUCUAUGGAGAUUGCUGCUUAUAACCCAGCAGUCACCCCCACAAGCUCAAUCGAGCUAAAAGCCCGAACUGGGGACACAAGCUACAGCCUACGAACAUCCACCGAGCUUCUCAAAGUGCUAAACCGCAUCUGGACACUGGAAGAACAACAUGUGUCCAACAUAUCCCUCGUCAAGGCCCUAAAGAAAGAACUGGUCCACGCCCGAUCCCAAUUCAAAGCACUCGUUCAGGAACAACAAGCAGAUCGGCACGAAAUGGACGAGCUCAUGAAACAAAUCGCACAAGACAAAUUGAUUCGGAAAAACAAGGAGCAGGAGAGGAUCAACAUGGCUGUCCAGUCCUUGAGAGAUGAAUUAGAAGACGAAAAGAAAUUGAGAAAAAGAUCCGAAACCCUCCACAGAAAGUUAGCCAGAGAGCUUCAUGAGGUCAAAAUGACUUUGGGCAAAGUGUCUAAAGAGCUUGAGGAUGAGAAGAGCACACGUGGGGUGCUGGAAAGCCUCUGUGAUGAGUUUGCUUUCGGAAUUAGAGAUUAUGAAAAGGAAUUGCAUGCGCUUAGGCAGAAAACAGAUGGUGAUUGGGUGGAAAGAGCGGAUCGUGACCAGCUGAUUCUGCAUGUUUCUGAAUCUUGGCUUGACGAGCGCAUGCAGGCAGAAAUGCAAACAGGCGGUGAUUUUAAGUCGGUUGUCGAAAAACUGAGACCCGAAAUCGAAACUUUUUUAAAUGCAAAGAAAAGAAAAGACGGCGGUACUACUAAUCUUAUCACAGCUUUAAGAAGAAGCUCUCUUGAGUCGAUACCUCUUAAUACUAUCGUUAGUGCUCCUCGUGAGGAUGAGGAUGAAGAGAAUGGGUCCAUGAGUGGUGACUCUAACUGUUUUGAACUCGAGAAAACGAGCGAGCAACAAAAUAUUCAAGGAAAGAAGAAAAUCGGGCUGCCCGAGCAGGCUGGAGGGUCGAGAUUUGAAGAGCAGAUGGCCCAAGCCAUUGAAAAUAGCACGGUUGCAGGCCGGGCUGUGGUUUCGGAGAGUGAACGGGCUAGCGGGCCUGAAAAGGGCAAACUGGUUAAGGAAAAUAGUGCGGAGAGGACAGGUGGCAGGGUGAAGUCGAACUAUGUGAUCGAAAACUUGAUACGGAACCACUAUUUGUUGCCUGAUAAGAAGAAUGAUGGGGAGGUGUGGAGGGGCCAGCCGAGCCCCGUGCGGCAGUGGGGAGAGAAGCUGCCAUCUGGUGAUGAAGUUGAGAGCAAUGGUGUGGGGCUAUCUUUGAAGCAGGGGAGUUUGAAGGCGAAGCUAUUUGAAGCUCGAGCGAGGGGUCAGCAAAGGUCACGGUCGAGCGCAAAAUCGGCUGUUGCUUCUCGAAAAUAA
Striga hermonthica is the source of this 1881-nucleotide messenger RNA. NCBI's taxonomy places the organism in Eukaryota, Viridiplantae, Streptophyta, Magnoliopsida, Lamiales, Orobanchaceae. The record is from the annotation of a GenBank genome assembly.